AUGGGCAUUCCCGUCAAAUUCUCAGACUGGAAGUCUAGUGAUGAGUUCGUUCCCGAAUCAGAGAACCUCAACAUCGAGAUGGACACCAAUGUCACAAUCUGCUCUCAGUCAAACUAUUGGGGUAUUGCUCCGGCCGACGUGGUCCCUGCGAGGUUGUUUAUAAAGGCUGGCCCUAAGCCGUCGAAUGGUUUGUUCCAGAUCAAGAAAGGUGAUCGGCAUAAGAAUCGUUACCAAAUUUUCUUUUGUCCUGACGGUUACGACUGCACGAGAGUCGGAAUUACUUAUGGCCGAGAUGACCGGCCUUUGGCUUUAAACGCUACGUCAUAUGAGGUUGUGUUCGUGAAAGCUACUGAGCCAGAGACUUCGUCCAGGACUAUGCCUAUUAUCUGA
Eruca vesicaria subsp. sativa (arugula) is the source of this 390-nucleotide messenger RNA. NCBI's taxonomy places the organism in Eukaryota, Viridiplantae, Streptophyta, Magnoliopsida, Brassicales, Brassicaceae. The record is from the annotation of a GenBank genome assembly.